Messenger RNA from Nerophis lumbriciformis (worm pipefish), 642 nucleotides. Lineage: Eukaryota; Metazoa; Chordata; Actinopteri; Syngnathiformes; Syngnathidae. The record is from RefSeq and is a predicted model, not a curated record.
AUGACGCAAUCUUCCAACGCUAGAGGAACCGAUACCUCGACAGGAAAACCGAAGAAAGGCGAGUAUUUGGAGCUAAACUUUAAAGUAAUAGUUGGAGAUGGAGCAUGCGGCAAGACGUGUCUUCUUAUUGUGUUUAGCAAGGACCAGUUCCCUGAGGUGUAUGUGCCAACAGUGUUUGAAAACUACGUGGCAGAUAUUGAAGUGGAUGGAAAACAGGUAGAGCUGGCUCUUUGGGACACAGCAGGUCAAGAAGACUAUGAUCGCCUGCGACCUCUCUCUUAUCCAGACACGGAUGUCAUCCUCAUGUGCUUCUCUGUUGAUAGUCCUGAUAGUUUAGAGAACAUCCCUGAGAAGUGGACACCUGAGGUCAAGCACUUUUGUCCCAAUGUUCCCAUUAUUCUGGUGGGAAACAAAAAAGAUCUGCGCAAUGAUGAGCUCACUCGUCGAGAGUUGGCAAAGAUGAAACAGGAACCUGUGAAGUCAGAGGAAGGCAGGGAAAUGGCAAACCGAAUCUGUGCCUUUGGCUACCUGGAGUGCUCAGCGAAGACCAAGGACGGCGUGAGGGAGGUUUUUGAAAUGGCCACCAGGGCAGCACUUCAGGCCAAGAGACGAGGCAAAAAGAGCAUAUGCCUUCUUCUAUAA